AUGGCUGACCUAUACCCUUCUCUGGCGCAAUGCGCCAUCGUCGCUGCAGCCUUCAAGAUUCUCCUUUUCCCCGCCUAUAAAUCGACUGACUUCGAGGUUCACCGGAACUGGCUCGCAAUCACCCAUUCAUUACCAGUCAAGGAAUGGUACUACGAGAAAACAUCGGAAUGGACACUCGACUACCCCCCUUUCUUCGCAGCGUUUGAGUGGCUAUUGUCGCAAGCGGCGCAAUAUGCGGACCCUGCAAUGUUGAUUGUCAAGAAUCUCAAUUAUGAUUCCUGGCAGACAAUCUACUUUCAGCGAGCAACUGUUAUCCUUAGUGAACUCGUUCUCGUCUUCGCAUUGAAUCGCUUCAUCAAAUCUGCGCCUCAGUCUAAUAAGCAGCUUGCGCAUAUUGCCAGCCUCUCAAUUCUGUUGUCGCCCGGUCUGCUGAUCAUCGACCACAUCCAUUUCCAGUAUAACGGCUUUAUGUACGGGGUACUGAUCCUGUCCAUCGUACUUGCACGAAAGCAGUCGACGCUCCUCCACAGCGGCAUCAUUUUUGCCAUUUUGCUCUGCAUGAAACAUAUUCAUCUCUAUCUUUCGUUGGCCUACUUUGUCUACCUGCUGAGAACUUACUGUCUUGACCCUAAGUCAGUCUUUCAACCCAGAUUUGGAAAUAUUAUCAAACUUGGUCUGGGUGUCAUUGGUGUCUUUGGCGUAGCAUUCGGUCCAUUCGUCUAUUGGAAUCAGUUGUUCCAACUGAAAGAUCGACUCUUCCCGUUCUCAAGGGGUCUGUGCCAUGCCUACUGGGCGCCUAACAUCUGGGCAAUGUAUUCCUUUGCUGAUCGUGCCCUCAUUUUACUUGCCCCACGUUUGGGUCUCUCUAUUAACCAGGAGGCCCUUACGAGCGUUACGCGGGGUCUUGUCGGUGACACCUCGUUUGCUGUUCUUCCAGAGGUGACCAAGGAACACACUUUUGCGCUUACUUUUCUGUUUCAGCUGCUUCCAUUGAUCAAAUUGUGGCGGAGCCCUGGUGAUUGGGACGUAUUUGUUGGUGCCAUUACGCUUUGCGGAUAUGCUUCCUUCCUAUUCGGCUGGCAUGUUCAUGAAAAAGCCGUCCUCCUGAUCAUCAUACCUUUCAGUCUCAUAGCCCUCAGAGACAGGCGGUACUUUAGCGCGUUCAGAUCUCUUGCGAUAGCUGGGCAUGUCUCGCUCUUCCCUCUGCUGUUUACUGCGGCCGAGUUCCCUAUCAAGACCUUAUACACCGUCUUUUGGUUGGUUUUGUUCCUGUUUGUAUUUGAGCAGGUAGCACCAGUUCCCGAACGACCACGGAUCUUCCCGAUUGUCGACCGGUUCUCCUUGCUAUACCUGGCAGUGGCCAUUCCACUGAUUAUCUACUGUUCACUUGUACAUCAGUUGAUUUUCGGGCUGGAACGGUACGAGUUCUUGCCCUUGAUGUUCAUGAGCAGCUAUUCCGCCUUGGGCGUGGUGCUGUUUAAGCGGAAGCCCGUCCAAUACCUCCCCCGACCCGUUAUCGAAGAUGACAGUUCCGAGGCAUGUGUUUGGGUCAUUCCGGAGACCAACGAAGUCUUCACUCAGUAUGAACCGUACCUUCAGCGAAUGGACUUCUACAAACAGAGAAGAUUUAUCUGCGAGAUUACAGGCCAUUCGGGCUUGACAUUCUUCGAAGCGCUUAGGUCGGAACUGGAGGAAUCGCGGGAAGUUAAUAACACGUUCCCUGACGCUUUGAAGGAGCCCAUCUUGCGAAGGAUUCAAUUCUCCACUGUAUCGCGGGUCGACAACCUAGUGGAUGAAAUUUAUGAAGAAUUUAAGCAGGACUUUUACCCUGGGGAGCCCGUUUUGAUAUUGCUGGAUGACAACACACGCCUACACGGUAUGAUCAGAGACAAGGUCAAUUUCGCAGAACAACUGUAUCCGGAUGGCACCGUUAAAUCUCCAGCAUACGCGACAUAUCUCGUAAAAGUGCUAGAUCGUCCGAAUGAGGAAGCUCUAUUGGACCAAGAGCACAUUACUCGAGAUCGGAAAACCUUCACGAAACAAAUGUUGCGUGCUUUCAUCAAGAACAAUGUAACGCGGGAGUCCUGGAACGGCGCUCCUUGGCUAGUAAAACCAUCGAUUGCGGAAGAAUACAGAAUUCCCACGGAGGUACCGAAACACCUGCAAUAUGGAGCUAAGGUAGCAGAAAAGAAGGCGAUGAAGAAGGCAGACCAAGAGGGUUUCUUCGGGUUUUUUGCAUCACAGCAACUACCCGAAUUAAAACCCGCCGUGAAGGGCCAAAAAUCCAAACUUUCCCAACAAGAUUUGGCGCGGUCCAAGGAGGCGCAGUUCCUCGAGUAUCAAAGAUCUCUCAAUGGCAACCCGUCUUUUGUCGUCAGCAACAAAACCACUGGAGGCGCUCGGUCGUCUAAAUCUCAGGAGACUGAAAAGAAAUCGCAGACUGCUACUACAGUUGUUGUCAAAACUGAAACGCCUAGACCGCCAUCACCUCCUCCAAUCAAAUAUCCUAUCGAGGAUCUAGAUAUCGCACCGGACCGCGAAAAGAAAAAGCAAAGGCCAACUAUGAAGUUCUUGAAAGUUGACGAGACAGACAGUCCUGAUGAUGAAAACUUGCUACAUGAUGAUAUCGACAUGAAGCCAGUGGGGCUACUUCUCGAGACGUGGAAUACUCUCAACGUGUACUGUGAAGUCUUCCAGUUGGACUCCUUUACCUUCGAUGAUUUCCUUCAGGCCAUGCGCUUUUCAUCUGAGGAAGUAGACUGCGAACUCUUCGUUGAGAUGCAUUGUGCUGUUUUGAAGAAGCUGGUUAAUUCAGAGAAGGAUGAGAAUGGUGCUGUGCAGAUCUCGCUUCCCGAUCUUCCGGUCGAGGAAUCCGAUUCCGACGAAGAGGAUGGAGAAGAGGAAGAGGAAGAAACCCCCGAGCCUGAACCAGUGGUGACUAGAAUGACUACUCGGAGUAGCCUGGCUAAGGCAGAAGCGGAAACCUUGAAAGCACAAGCUAAUCGCAGCCGCUCUAAUUCAGUAGAGGUCAAAAUCCAUCGGGCAGCCGAGAUGUUUGGAGACUAUGGCUGGAUAGAUCGUCUACGCAAGCGGGACUUCCGCAACGGUGGUUGGGAAUUGGUCAUGGUUGGCCUACUGCAUCAACUAUCCGCUCGUCCUCGGAUAGAGAAGGUCUGUAACGAUAUACUCAAGCAUUUGGCUCCUCUCGAUGCGGAGCCGACCCAAGAUACUGUCCAGCGCCAGUAUGCCACCCUCAAUAUCAACCUGCGCGCUGAAGCCCUCCAAAUCAUAUGCAUGCUCAGCCUGGAGACCAAAUCCAUUCGAAAUUAUCUAGAGGAGUGCAGUAACCAAAUGACCGAGUUCCGCAAGGAGAAGAUUGAAUAUCAAAAGGCUCGCAAAGUAGGGCUCGAAGAACUUCGACGGUUACACCAAGAACGGAAAGCACUCCAACCUGAGCCAGAAAAGUCACCUUCGCCAGCGCCAGAAUUGGAAGCAUUGGAAGACUCCAAGAUGACUGGAGUUGACGGAGAGUCUGAUCAAGUCGCGGAUUCCGAAGAGGAGGAAGCCCCUCAAAGGUCGCUGCGUGGAGGACUGGAUAGGGUUCUUGAGAGGAAACGAAAGCAAGAAGAAGAACAGAAACGAAGGGAGCAGUUAGCCAAACAGCCAAAGGGUACGAAGCAAUAUCAGAGAGUGCUGAAGAAGAUCGACGACCAAAAAGCGAACAUCGAGAAGCUUGAAGAGAAGAUCGACGUGGUGGACAACGAUUUGAGAGAAGCUGAUUGCCCACGAACCAGAUGUCUUGGAAAGGACAGGUUUUGUAACCGAUACUGGUGGUUCGAGCGAAACGCAAUGCCGUACGGGGGUAUGCCGAACAGCUCGACAGCAGAGGCUCAGUUUGCCAAUGGCCGCUUAUGGGUCCAAGGACCUGACGAAAUGGAGCGUGUAGGGUUCAUUGACGUGCCUGAAGAUCAGAAGAAGCAAUAUCAGAAAGAAUUUCAUACAACGCCAGCAGAUCGCAAGAAGGCCGAAGAAGGACCCACCAGGCUCUCGAAUGCGGAUGAAUGGGGCUACUACGAUGACCCUGAUGCUGUGGACAAGCUUAUUGAUUGGCUUGACUCGCGGGGUAAUCGAGAGUUGAGAUUACGCAAAGAGCUGUUGCUUCAGCGUGACAACAUUGUCAAGUACAUGAAGUUCCGUACGGAAUACCUUGCGCAGACGGCCGAGAGGGCUGAAUCGGAGGAGAUGCCCACGAAGCGAAUGACGACCAGAAACAAGACCUACGUGGACGACCACAGGCACCGUUGCCUGAGCUGGCAUAACACGACGGCUAUGUCUGAGAACGGACAUCUUCAUGUAGAUGCCUCGCGACCAACCAAGCGAGCCAAGAGGGCCACCGACGACCCCAAAGAGAUCAAGGCGGUUAAUCGCCAGGGCAAACCCUUGACAAGGCAAGGCUCACGUUACCACUUUUAG
This is a messenger RNA of Aspergillus bombycis, 4473 nucleotides long. Its product is annotated as DDT domain protein. The record is from RefSeq and is a predicted model, not a curated record. Gene Ontology annotation, molecular function: hexosyltransferase activity. NCBI's taxonomy places the organism in Eukaryota, Fungi, Ascomycota, Eurotiomycetes, Eurotiales, Aspergillaceae. Bases 1 to 4473 code for a protein of 1490 amino acids. The transcript is spliced from 12 exons.